This is a messenger RNA of Paralichthys olivaceus (Japanese flounder), 4004 nucleotides long. Its product is annotated as SH3 and cysteine-rich domain-containing protein 2-like. Gene Ontology annotation, cellular component: extrinsic component of cytoplasmic side of plasma membrane. The record is from RefSeq and is a predicted model, not a curated record. Gene Ontology annotation, molecular function: protein binding. Gene Ontology annotation, biological process: skeletal muscle contraction; positive regulation of voltage-gated calcium channel activity; positive regulation of protein localization to plasma membrane. NCBI's taxonomy places the organism in Eukaryota, Metazoa, Chordata, Actinopteri, Pleuronectiformes, Paralichthyidae.
GAAAUCAAAGUUGUUGUAGAAGCGCGUGCCCGUGUGUGUGUGUGCGCGUGUGUGUGAAAGAGACAGGCGAGGAGGAGACACGCGAGCGGAGAGAAGCACGCGCACCGACCGGCUCCUGCAGCCGGAUACUCUCCUCCACAUUUGGCGUAUUUAGACUUAUUCUUCUAAUUAAGCGUAGAAUCGUACGUAGCGUUUUGACUGAAUAGCUCGUUCCGCUUCUCCACAGACGCAGAUGGACGCCGCCGCCACAGACUCAUGACUGGACGACAGCAGCUCUACCUCCCCAGAGACUGAAGCGAUGUUCAAGCCUCCGUGUUUUUAGUUUGCUCUUCACUCUGUCGCUUUUUUCUCUCCUCUUCUUUGGACUCGUCGGAUUUAAGUUUUUGCAGUCGAAGGAGAUUUUUUGUUUGUCUCCGUUUGAAAUGACGGAAAUAAGCGAGAAGGAGAACGAGCCACAGAACAGAGACCUGCACCGACCACAGGCGACCGUGCCCAGCCAGCAGGAAUCCAAGUUGCAGCGGCUGAAGCGUUCCCUGUCCUUCAAGUCUGUCAUGCGCAGUAAGAGCGUGGACAACUUUUUCCAGCGCAGCAAUGGCGAAAUGCGCCUACCCUCUGCCCUCAUCACCGCACCACCACCUCCGCAAUCUCCUCCACCCUUCUCCGAGUGCCCCCCGGCCUAUGAGCACUCCCCCUCCCUGUCCCCGUCGGUCAGUCCCAACCCUUCAUUAACGUCUCACUCACCUUCAAUCAGUCCCUCGCUGUCCGUCACCUCCAAAACCCAGCCAAAGACUCAGGCCCAGCCUGUGCAGCCAGUCAAGACGCACUGUUUCCAGGAGCAUGUCUUCCGUAGGCCUACCAGCUGCCAGCGAUGCAAACACAUGAUCCAAGGAAACUCCAAGCAGGGCCUGCGCUGUAAAGCCUGUAAGCUGGCGACCCACCUCUGGUGCUCGUCUGAGCUCUCCCAGCAGCCCUGUAACGGCAAGUCAGGAGCUUUCAAGAGAAACUUCAGCUCUCCUCUGCUGACCAUCGAUCCGCUGGGUGUGGUCAGAGAGGCUCCCGCUGCUCAGGAGGCGGAUAAUAGCAGUCUUGACCCCGUGUACGAGGCGUUGCGCUAUGGGACGUCGCUGGCUCAGAUGAGUCGCUCCAGCUUCGGCAGUAUCUCAGAGUCGCCUUGUCAUGAGGCAGAAAAACCACAAGACAAAUUCGAAAACCUGCCGAUUGCUGAAGAGGAACAAAUACCAGGAAUGCUCACCCCUCCUGAAAGCGAGAAGGCUGAUUCAGAAGACAGGGUCAGCCUGAAGACUCCCAAACGAGUCGAGGUCCACUCCAUCCACACUUACGUGGCUCUCUACAAGUUCCUGCCUCAGGAGAAGAACGACUUGGAACUACAGCCUGGUGACAGAGUUCAAGUCACAGAUGACUCCAACGAGGACUGGUGGAAGGGGAAAAGCAGAGACAAGGUGGGAUAUUUCCCAGCCAACUUUGUGCAGCGGGUCCGCCCUGGCGAGCGGGUGUGGAAGGUCACUGAUGGUUUCCAUGGCAACCGAGACAAGGGCCAGAUGACUGUAAAAGAGGCCCAGAUCUGCAUCGGGAAGAACGAGGACAUUGACGGUUUCCUCCGGCUGACGAGUGGGAAGAAGCGAGGCCUGGUCCCCGUGAAGUAUCUGCUAGAGAUAUGAUGGCGGCGCACUUCUCCUCGAGAAGUUUAGUAGAGAAGUUCACUGUAAUGGAGGAACGCUCAGGAGUGUUUACCCAACACCUCGCUGACCGCCAACCACACAACCCCCCACCCCUCCAAUAAAGUGGCAGUGAAGCAGCAGCUUGAGUGGACGACGACCCACAACAAGGCUUUUUACUGCAGGAGGAUUUUAAAGGUUCGAAGGAGGGACUCCUUCUUUUAGAGUUCUUUAGAGCUACUUUUUUCCUGUAGCACAACUUGACUUUGUGGGGUUUAUACAGACUCACAAAAGAAAUGUAGCAUCACAUAGAAGAGGAGAAGAGUGCAGGAAGUCUGGCUACCUCACUAGAUAUCUCCAUUGGCCAUGCGUCUGCAGAAAAAAGGGAAGAGGACGACUUUAUUAUGAUGUCAAGGCGCGUGCAGGCCUAAGGGACUUUGUGAGCAAACUGUCUUCAUUUCAUUUUUCCUGUAGAGAAAAGAGAUUGUGAAAGAUUGUAGCUGUUUAUCGUAGUCGCCCUUUGCAAACUUGUCAUGGUUGUUUUUUUCUCAAACCCCUCAACAGAUUUCUGUUAGUAGAUCCAGCUAAAGAAAUAAACCACGAGACUGCAGCUCACAACGCGCACGUGACGGUUGUUGUGAUGUGGAUUCAUGAUGUGUCACUCCCACUAUCACUAGAAAAACGCUUCAGGUAUUACAUCACGUCAAAUUUUAGUCUUCUCUGCUCGGUUUUGGUCAAAUGAAAGUCAUGACACACUCACUGUAUUUCAGUCUGCUCUCCAGUGAUUAGAUUACUGUGCAGUUUUGCUCUUCACAGCACAGAUGUGAUAAAUGCUUUCCGUGCACCUCUGGGGAGCUUCUCUCUCACUAUGCCCUUCAGUCACACUUGCAGAUUUUUAUAGUUCACUCUGUUCCAUGUAACUCUAAAACAAAUCUGGUCGAUAUAUUCUCUUCGUCUGUAUUGUCGUGUAAACUCGCUGUCAUAUCUGGUUGUGCGCUACAACAUGACGAUGGUGCGCUGUGUUGACUUUCUGAUGCUCUGAAGCGUAAAAAAAAUUAAUUGUGUAAUUCAGGUUGAUGAAUUAAAACCAAUCCCAGUGUCAUCUCAGAAGGUAACGCACCUGUCAAGAGAACGUGUUGAAUUUUUGAUAAAUGGCGACUCCUCCUCCCAGCACACCAGGUUAUUUUUAAAUAACACUGCAGAAGGACUGUUAUUUUUCGCUGCAAUUAAAGGUGAUAAAAAGCAAAAUCACCUCACACCAUUCGAUUUAUUGCUCUGUUCCUAGAAACCAUAAGGCAGCGUCUAACUGCCUUCGCUGUGGCAAUAACUGUAAAUAAAAAUAUGACAGAAUUUGUAAAUAUCCUCAUAAAUAUAUUGUAUACUGACUCGGAAUAGCUCUCUGCUAACCAAGAGCUUUGCAACUAUCCAGCAGCCAGGUAAGGGCAUUAACCUCACAGUUAUAAAAUACAUAAAAUGAUCGUUCAUUGUCCCACUUAUAAAAUGUAUGAAUCUUUAUGCUCAAUUAACAUCUAGCCCUGUUAGCACAAAUCUUUUUAAAUACUAUGCACAACUAGUCACUCACUUUAUUUUGUACUCAGCUUAUUUUCAGUAUUGGCACAUGCAUAUUUGCGUUUGUGCAAACCUGUGCUCUUUGCAUUGUGGAUAAAGAUUCCAGUGUCUGGGGUGUUGCAGCUUUUACAAAAUGUCCAUCUCAGUUCAUUACCUUCACUGGAUAGAACCAAGAUUGGCUCAGGAUCAGUAUUACCCAGGUAAAAUCCCUUUUUCUCACUUUAAUGCACACCACCAGGCUAGUUCUCUGCAUGGCAAGCUGCCCUGUGACCCUCACAUCUCAAUAAAGGCAGAUGAACUCUCAAGCUGUGUGCUCUUUUGUUUGGGCAAUAUUUCAUACUUUGCUUCUCGGUUGUGUGACUUGAUUUUGCUGUUAAAAAGAGAAGGAAAGGAAGGCUGACAAGGAUUAAAUGGGGAUUUGGUUUGCAAAGAGCUUGUGGUAUUAUCGGUAAUGGCAGCACACUGCAGUUUAAAAUCAGUAGGACUCUUAAAAUUCUGGAUGCAUGCUUAUAAUUAUCAAGUGUCUUUCUCCUCACUGGUGUUUGACUCUUUCAAUUUGUCACAACAACCAUUUGACAAUGUAAAGAUGCCAAAUGACAAUUCAAAUGUUUGGAAGGACUCAGAUCAUUUACUUGUGUCAAAGUUUCAAGAGAAGAAUAUCAAAAUACUCAAUUGCAAUUUCUUCGUUUUACUUAAGUAAAUGCACAAAAGUAUAGCAGCAGUAAAAUUAACUUCAAGGUUUAAAAGUAAAAGUAGACC